This is a messenger RNA of Polyodon spathula (Mississippi paddlefish), 2139 nucleotides long. RefSeq names its product POC1 centriolar protein B (gene poc1b). The record is from RefSeq and is a predicted model, not a curated record. NCBI's taxonomy places the organism in Eukaryota, Metazoa, Chordata, Actinopteri, Acipenseriformes, Polyodontidae. The coding region runs from base 126 to 1679 and encodes 517 amino acids. Gene Ontology annotation, cellular component: ciliary basal body; centriole. The transcript is spliced from 13 exons. Gene Ontology annotation, biological process: cilium assembly. Gene Ontology annotation, molecular function: protein binding.
CAACUGCCAGUGCCUGUGGCGCGCUGGGUUUGACAGCAAAUUUUGAAAUAGUAACAUUUUAUUGCGUAUAUUUUAUUGUUUUCCUCCUGAAUAAUUUAACAACCUCAGCUACCCAGGCAUAUGCAAUGGCAUCUGUAUUGGCUGCAUAUAUUCAAGUUGUACCAAAUUCUUGUUUGCAGUGUAAUUUCAAUGAGACGGAAAUUCAUCACGGUGCAGAGGACCCUUCCUUAGAACGCCAUUUCAGAGGACAUAAAGAUAUUAUCAGUUGUGCAGACUUUAGCCCAAACAACAAACAGCUAGCUACUGGAUCAGCUGACACAUUUCUCAUGAUUUGGAACCUGAAUCCCAAGGCCAGAGCUUAUCGGUUUGUGGGGCACAAAGAUAAAGUGUCCAGCGUCCAGUUCUCUCCAGCUGGCAACUUGGUGGCAUCAUCGUCUUGGGACAAAACUGUUAGACUGUGGACACCUAACAUCAAAGGCGAAUCUACGGUAAUCCGAGCCCACACAGCCAUAAUUCGUAGUGUCAGCUUCUCCCGAGAUGGACAGCAUUUGGUAACAGCCUCAGAUGACAAGUCUUUGAAGGUGUGGAGUGUCCAUCGCCAGCGCUUUAUGUACUCAUUAAACCAGCACACUAACUGGGUUCGCAGUGCUAAAUUCUCGCCAGAUGGGAGGCUCAUAGUUUCAUGUGGUGAUGACAGAAGUGUUAGGAUCUGGGAUACAACUAAUAAGCAGUGUGUUAACACAUUCACCGACUACGGAGGGCCUGUAACCUUUGUGGACUUCAACUCCAGUGGCACCUGUAUAGCUUCCUCAGGGUCUGAUAAUACAUUGAAAAUAUGGGAUAUCCGUACAAACAAAUUGUUACAACAUUACCAAGUUCACAGUUCUGGGAUAAACUGCUUCUCAUUUCAUCCAUCAAGUAACUACCUCAUCAGCGCAUCUAAUGACAGUACUGUGAAGAUCCUGGACCUGCUGGAAGGAAGACUCAUUUACACUCUCCACGGGCACAAGGGCCCUGUCUUUACUGUUACCUUUUCUCGAGGUGGUGAAUACUUUGCUUCAGGAGGCACUGAUGCUCAAGUGCUGUUGUGGAAAACCAAUUUUGAUGCAUUUAACUAUAAGGAUGUUCUAAAAUGCAAUAAUAGAAGACUGAAUCCUGAGCCUCCCCCUCAUCUGACAGACAUCCAUCCAAGAUCUCCCCAUUUGCACACUGCCAGUUCAGCGUCUGUUGAGAUCAACCCUUCCUUCAACGUGGCAGAUACACAGACGUUAGAUCCACCUGUGGUAGAUGUUGGACAGUCAUUAUUUUCAAAAACACAGCACAGAGUAAGCAGCCUACUGAACGGUGUGCCAGCACACGAGUGGCGGAAUAGUAGAAGUUUCCAGCAGCGCCCCAGCUCCGACAAGAGGCAGGAGAAAGAGGAGACACCCAUAGAGACGUUCACCCAGGAAGAGCAAACUGUGCUCAACAGCUUACCACCAAGUCUUUCCAGCACCUUAGAGCACAUUGUGGAGCAGCUUGAUGUUUUGACACAGACAGUUUCAGUGCUAGAGCAGCGACUGACACUGACGGAAGAUAAACUGAAGGAAUGCCUGGAUAAUCAGUUGAAAAUCGUACUGCAGGUGAGGCAGGCAGAGGAGAGGGAGACAGAGAACGGAUCCCCCACCUCUUCAUUGUAAGGAUUUUACCAAAUGGCAGCAGGGCUUUGUCAUCAGAGCUUAAGACUGGGAGCCUCAAGAUCAUGGUUUUGACUAUUCGGCUCAGUUGACGACCAGUACCUGUGACCCUAGAGAGCGUAUCUUCUGUCUGCUUGUACCUUGACCCAGUCCAGAUGUUUAGCUAAAUGCAGUGCAAGUUGGAUAUCUGCUGGAAAUAAAAUUGGGUUAAUUUGGGCUGAAUAAAUUAUAUCCUUACUUAAGAAAUCUGCAUCUAACAAAGCAAAACUAUUUUUGACAAUUGGAAAAAGAACACAAAUUACAACCUUUAAUGUCACAGAGAUGUGCACACCUGUGGAGCCCAUUUUUAGUAAUAUUUUAUUGUUACACUCAAAAUUUUAUGCCUAAUUUACAAAUGUAUUUUGUAAGCAAUGUUUCUAGUAACAUGUUAUUUAAUAAUCAUUCAUUAAAAAAGCUAAAUAAA